GGAGGCGCAAGUUAGCAAGAAAUAACACGUAAGAGCCAGACUGGUGACUUGUCAGUUGUAAACAUGUGUUAUGUGGACUAUAAAAAGGCCAUUCCUCUCCCCCGUACUUGCCCGUAUUCCAAGAGUUUUGAAUCAAAGCACCAUUGUCCCCAGCUCCAAUCCCACCCCAGCCCAAAAUAAACAAACAAACAAAGCAGCAAUCCCGAGAGCAAGAGAAAGAGAGAGAUUCAAAACUUUUUCUCUCUUUCUCUGUCUCUCAACGUCGUCGUUUUUUCUGGCGGAGCCCCUGUUUCUUUUCUGGUUUAGCAUUCGGAGGUGGAAAAGAAUGGCGGGUUCGUACAUGUGGGGAUGGAUCUUGUGCUCCGUGAUGACGCUGGUUGCAUUGUACGGUUUAUUUUUGAAUAGACGGAAAGGGAACGGAAUCUCUGCCGCGAGGACUGAGUCCGUGAAGAGCGUCCCAGCGGUUAACGGGGAAUGCAGAUCCGCUGACGGCAUCGACGCUGAUGUCAUCAUCGUUGGAGCUGGCGUUGCUGGGUCCGCCCUCGCUCACACUCUUGGCAAGGAUGGGCGUCGAGUGCAUGUUAUUGAAAGAGACUUGACAGAGCCUGACCGUAUUGUUGGGGAAUUGCUACAACCAGGGGGCUAUCUCAAGUUAAUUGAGUUGGGACUUGAAGAUUGUGUGGAGGAAAUUGAUGCUCAGCAGGUAUUUGGUUAUGCUCUUUUCAAGGAUGGUAAGAAUACCAGACUUUCUUACCCCUUAGAAAAGUUCCACUCAGAUGUAUCUGGUAGGAGCUUUCACAAUGGACGUUUCAUACAGAGGAUGCGGGAGAAAUCAGCUUCUCUACCCAAUGUACGUUUAGAGCAAGGGACAGUUACUUCUCUACUUGAAGAAAAGGGGACAAUCAGAGGAGUGCAGUACAAAACUAAAGAUGGCAGGGAAUUGACAGCCUUUGCACCUCUGACCAUUGUUUGUGAUGGCUGUUUUUCGAACUUGCGUCGCUCCCUUUGCAACCCUAAGGUAGAUGUACCCUCUUGUUUUGUGGGAUUGGUCCUGGAGAAUUGCCAUCUUCCAUACUCAAAUCAUGGGCAUGUUAUACUAGCAGAUCCUUCCCCCAUUUUGUUCUAUCCUAUCAGCAGCACAGAGGUUCGCUGUCUGGUAGAUGUACCUGGUCAGAAGGUUCCUUCUAUUGCAAAUGGAGAGAUGGCAAACUAUCUGAAGACCAUCGUGGCGCCUCAGGUCCCCCCUGAAAUCUACAAUUCAUUUGUAGCAGCUGUUGAAAAGGGAAAUAUUAGGACAAUGCCAAACAGGAGCAUGCCAGCUUCUCCUUAUCCCACACCUGGAGCCCUAUUGAUGGGAGAUGCAUUCAACAUGCGCCAUCCGUUAACUGGUGGGGGGAUGACUGUGGCUUUAUCUGAUAUUGUUGUCCUCCGUGAUCUACUAAGGCCACUGCGAGACCUCCAUGAUGCACCUACCCUCUGCAAAUAUCUUGAAUCAUUUUACACCUUGCGUAAGCCUGUGGCAUCUACUAUUAAUACCUUGGCAGGUGCCUUGUAUAAGGUGUUCUGUGCUUCACCGGAUCAAGCAAGGAAAGAAAUGCGUCAAGCUUGCUUUGAUUAUCUAAGCCUUGGUGGUGUAUUCUCAACAGGACCCAUCUCUUUGCUCUCUGGUUUGAACCCUUGCCCCUUGAGCUUGGUUCUUCACUUUUUUGCUGUGGCAGUAUAUGGUGUUGGUCGUUUACUAUUGCCGUUCCCUUCACCUAAGCGAAUCUGGAUUGGAGCUAGAUUGAUCUCGGGAGCAUCAGGAAUCAUCUUCCCUAUUAUCAAGGCAGAAGGAGUCAGGCAAAUGUUUUUCCCCGCGACUGUUCCUGCAUAUUACAGAGCCCCUGAUAAGAAGACGUGGAAAGAUAGGAAGAAUUUUUAGCUUUCGCCAUGACAAACUAUCUUGUAUUUUCAUUUGUCUUCCCCAUUUUAGUAGUAGUGGGGAAAGCAAAUGCUCAAGUAAGGACAACAUUCUUUAGGCUUGUCUAUAAGUUUAACUUUUUCCACUAUUUCCUAAAAAGGAAAAAUCUGAGAUCAAAGUAUAUAAUCUUCUAAAAUGAAUCUUGGCUGGGGAAAACUCUGUUUUAAUCUUGGUUGGCAGUAUCGAUAUUUGCAUUUUCUUUUAAACAAGACUCAAUCAUGAAUCGAACAUUGAAGGGUUCUUUCAUGGUUGGGAGAAGAGAAAUUUGAAUUGCAAAGCCUCUUUUCAGCCACCCAUUCUUCGUCGUCUUUCUUAUGUACUCCAUUGAAACAGGUUUUUUAAUAUUUAAAUUCAUCGGAUAACUAUUGG
Molecule: messenger RNA, 2329 nt
Organism: Durio zibethinus
Lineage: Eukaryota; Viridiplantae; Streptophyta; Magnoliopsida; Malvales; Malvaceae
Product: squalene monooxygenase SE1-like
Biological process (GO): sterol biosynthetic process
Cellular component (GO): endoplasmic reticulum; membrane
Molecular function (GO): flavin adenine dinucleotide binding; squalene monooxygenase activity
Source: RefSeq, a predicted model, not a curated record